Molecule: messenger RNA, 1019 nt
Organism: Protobothrops mucrosquamatus (brown spotted pit viper)
Lineage: Eukaryota; Metazoa; Chordata; Lepidosauria; Squamata; Viperidae
Product: pantetheinase-like
Exons: 4
Coding region: 1-720 (239 amino acids)
Source: RefSeq, a predicted model, not a curated record
AUGCGUGUGAAUAUCCUUGCGGCUAAUAUACACAAACCCAGCUUGGACAUUACUGGGAGUGGCAUUUUUACACCCAAUGGCCCGCAGGCAUAUUACUUUGAUAUGGAAAGCCAGGAUGGCAAACUCUUACUUGCAGAAAUUGAAGCACGUCCCCGUCUUUCUCCCACCUACCCUCCCCCUUUCAACUGGAGCUUGUAUGCGUCAGGGCUUCAACAUUUCUCACCACAGAGCCCAGUAUUUCACAACAGUAUCUAUUUUGAUAAUUUCACCUUUACGGAACUAUCACAAGAAGCAGGAAACUAUACGGUCUGCCAGAAAAACCUCUGCUGCUAUUUGAACUACAGUAUGGCAGAGAAGCAAAAGGAUGAAGUUUAUGCUUUGGGUGUUUUUGAUGGGCUUCAUGUGAUUGAAGGAGAAUAUUAUUUGCAGAUCUGCACACUUCUGAAGUGUAAUGGCACAAACCUGAAAUCGUGCGGCCAGCGAGUUGAUACUGCUGCUACCAGGUUCAAUUUCUUUUCCCUCAGUGGCUCAUUUAACACUAAUUAUGUGUUUCCUGAAGUGCUGCUCAGUGGGACCCAACUGGCUCCUGGAGAAUUUAAGGUUUUGCCCGAUGGACAGAUGAUUAGUGAGAAAGGCCUGUCAAAGCCACUUCUAGUGGCAGCUCUUUUUGGAAGAUGGUAUGAAAAAGACUCUCCACACCCCACCUCCAGUACACCAUGAACUAGGCCUUCAUGAUUUGCUUUCCUUUUACAUGGGCAAUAUUUUGUGUUUGGCUUAGAAAUUAUGUCUAUUUUCUAACAUUUCUGGUAGUAAAGAGAAAAGCCAAAGUGAAAAAUGAUCAAUAUUCCAUCAUGCACAGGAUCCAAAUGAAUGCUUCAAGUGAUGCAAUCAACUUUCUUCAUCCAUGAAAAUGUAUGGGAAUCCAGAUGCUAUUCCUUUCUCUAAAUGAGACAGGGUAUUUUUCAUAACAACUUCCAUUUUUUCACUUUCCACCACGAAGCUGUUGAGGAGGAAAAGAA